UCGUGAAAGAUGGCGCAGCAGGAAGACACCAUUAGCCACUUCGCCCACCCAGAGCACCAGCUCGUGAAGCGGCACUACACCGGCGGGCCAUUCCUCUGCGACAUAUGCUGGGAGGAUCUGACUGGCCCCGCCUACGGCUGCCCCAACGCCGGCUGCGACUUCGCCAUCCACGAGGCCUGCGCCGGCCACCCGCAGACGCUCACCUCCCCGGCGCACCACACGCACCCACUCGAGCUCGUCCCGACCAGCCGCGACGCAAGCCUUGUGUGCGACGUCUGCACGGGCCGCUGCGCCCCGGCCUGCUUCCUCUACCGCUGCACGCCUUGCGAUUUCGACAUGCACCCGCGCUGCACGCAGCUUCCCCAGGUCGUGUGCAGCGCGUGGCACUCGGAGCACGACCUCACGCUGGUCGACGCCGACGGCUGCUGCGCCGCCGCCGCGUGCGCCGCCGCCGCCGGGCGCGCGUGGUACUACCGCUGCACAACGUGCAAUGUUGACUUGCACGUAUCAUGUGCGGCGGCCGCCGUCGGCGACAACAACGGCGCGAACGCCAUUGUCGAACAGAUACAUCAGGCAAGUGCGGCGCAAACGCAGAUACUUCAUGCGCAGAUGCUUGCAAGGAUCCGAGUGCAGGGUGCUAGAAGCCUGUAA
Molecule: messenger RNA, 651 nt
Organism: Panicum virgatum (switchgrass)
Lineage: Eukaryota; Viridiplantae; Streptophyta; Magnoliopsida; Poales; Poaceae
Exons: 1
Coding region: 10-651 (213 amino acids)
Source: RefSeq, a predicted model, not a curated record